Messenger RNA from Amphibalanus amphitrite, 2702 nucleotides. RefSeq names its product serine/threonine-protein phosphatase 6 regulatory subunit 3-like. The coding region runs from base 1 to 1485 and encodes 494 amino acids. The transcript has 9 exons. The record is from RefSeq and is a predicted model, not a curated record. NCBI's taxonomy places the organism in Eukaryota, Metazoa, Arthropoda, Thecostraca, Balanomorpha, Balanidae.
AUGCCGCCCGCGCUGGGACAGCAGACAGCAGUCUCUGCCGGUCACCGCAGCGGUCGCUGCGACAAACACAUCACACAGCUAAACACGGUUUCAAUGGGUAUGCACGUGUGGCGGUGUUUCCGCUCGUCGCGCGCCUACUGCGGCCACCUGGUGAAUAUGGCCAACAAGGUGUGCUCGGCGGCCGAGGAGGGGCCCAACGUGCAGCUGGUGCGCGAGCAGCUGGACGCCCUGCCCGACGACAUACGAGCCAGCUGGCAGGCCUUCAAGGAGGCCAAGCUGCACAGGAUCAACGAACAGAACAAGCCGGUGUUGCCGGAGACCAAGCAGGAGACUGCCAGCGAGUCCGACUACCGACAGGUGACGGAGGCCCAGCAGGCCACCAUCCUCAGGACGUUCCACAACUUCCAGCUGCUGCACGCGAGUACGGCCGGCGCCGACGGACAGGGCGCCGACGACCUGGGCGACGACGACGGCUACAACGACAUCGGAGACGGACUCAGCGCGUCGCCGGACGAGGUGACCCCAGUCGGCCUGCUGUCUCUGGACGCCGGCGGCGACGGCCGGCCGUCGGCGGUCGACCUGUUCGCUGCCGCCAGCGAGGCGGACCCGUGGCCGGCGCGGCGCACUGCCAGUCUCGAGCCAUGCCACAGCAGCUCGGACGAGGAUGACGAGUCGGACGAGGGCGGCGCCGGCGACGACAGCGCGCCGGCGCAUAUCUCCAUGGAGGUAGACACGAGCGACCCGUGGGCCGCCGCCACUGCUACCGACUCACCACAGGUGGCCAUGGAGACCAAUAUGUGGGAGGAGGCGCCUCCGGCAGCGGCGUCGGCCGCCGGAGACGCGGCGGAGACCGCACAGUGGCCCGCCUUCCAGUCGCAGUCCGACGCGGUCACGGCAGCGCCGCAGAGCACAGAAUCCCCAGCCGGCGCCGGCUCCACCUCCGAGCAGCCGUCAGCGUUCCACGCGAACUUCGAGGCGGCCUUCUCAAACACGUGCGCCGUCCAGGAGGAUGGGCAGGUGUCGUCGGACGCGCCGGCACCGCCCGGCCGGCCCGAGUCGCUCCAGCUCAGCGCGGGCGCUGGCUCCAUGGAGGUGCAGCCCGAGCUGCUGGUGGCGGAGCCGGUGACGCCGCCGGCCGACCGGCCAGAGUCUCCGCACGAGCUGAACUCGACGGGAGGCGACUUCACUCCGCUCUUCCACGAGUCUUCCGUGACGGCGGGGUCCGCGGCGGCGACGUCCGAGGCGGCGGACGGUAGCGGGGAGUCACCGCUCUCCGAGCCGGCGCAGCAGCUGGCCGACAAUUACAGCUUCCUGACGUCACAGGGUCUGAUGAACGGCUCUGCGUCCGAGGGUGAGGAGAGCGGAGAGCCGGAGCCGACUGCCGAGCUGGCUGCCGCCAGCCGGACCGCCGACCUGCCCAGCCCGUCGAAGGUGGCGGCCGCGGAGCCGGCGGCGCCGCAGUCGGAGCCGCACGUACCGGCCUGAGCGGCGUCCGGAGCAGCGCGGGCCACCCACAGAGAGAGUGAGAGCGGGCUCAUCAGUCGGCCACUAGCACAGCAAUACACACACUGACAGAAAAACGGGGCGCAGCUGCCGCCUCCGCCGCCUCCGCCGUCGAGCCGAGCCGAGACGAGACGAGACGAACCGAUUGCGAGAGUGACUGACCGGGUGAUCGGGCGUGUGAGUGUGAGUGUGAGAGGGCGAGAGCCAGCGAGCUGUGAGAUUGAGAAAGAGAGCUGUCCAACUACGCUGUGAUACGCCGCGCUCCCGUCGCAGAGGCCGCCGGGUAGCGCCAGUCCCGCGCACAGACACACAAACAGACAGACAUACACAAACACAUACACAAACACACACACACACACACAGGUACAGCCACGAAGACAUGACAGGCGGCCGGCGCCCCCGGCCGCGCGCGCCCGCCCCGGCCGCCGCCGUCACUCCCACCCGACUCUGUAUAAAGUGUAGUUUUAACGCCUGACAAUGGUGCCAGCGAGGCGCGGCGGGGAACGGGCGCGCGCGGCCGGCGCCGCGCCGCCUCGGCUACAAUCAUGUCGCAUAAUUGAGCCGGGCCGGCCGAGUGACGCGCGCCCCCCCGGCGACAGUUUUAACCGGUUUUCGUUUGUGUGCGGACGGCGGUGACGGCGCCGCCGACACAGUCUGAACAUUCCAGGAGGGUGCGGGUAGCGCCGGCCGGUGCGCCGGCCGCCCGACCUGACCUGACCUGACCCCGCCCCGGCGGCUCGCGACUCGACCUGAAGUGACCUCACGUCCGGCCGCGGCCGCCGCCGCCGCCGCGCCGCGCCGCUGAUGAUGUGUCGCUCGCCACCCCAUGAGAACUUCACUUGCCACUCUCUGUAUGCAUUUUACUGGGUAUCGCGGGUCCAACGCUUGGCGCUGGGAAGCGACGCGGGCAGUGGUCCCGGCGAGCAGCGUGCCUUUUGCCUGCCCCCGACUCUGACAGCGCUUGCCUUCCCCUUCCUCCCCGUCCCGUCCUGACCCCUCCCUCCCCUGUCUGUCCGUCUCUCGUCUAUCCAACUCACCUGAGCCCCUGGCCAGGCCCGCCGCCCGCCGCCGCCCGUGCGCUGAGCGGGGCGGCUCGGGCGGCACGGCGGGCCUGCCGGGCGGACAGCUCCCAUUGGAUGAAGCGGGUGGAAGCUGCUGAAAAUGUACCUUGUACAAAUGUUAAUAUAUUGUAGCCAGUG